Didymosphaeria variabile is the source of this 675-nucleotide messenger RNA. It is a transcript of the gene vti1, whose product is annotated as t-SNARE VTI1. The record is from RefSeq and is a predicted model, not a curated record. NCBI's taxonomy places the organism in Eukaryota, Fungi, Ascomycota, Dothideomycetes, Pleosporales, Didymosphaeriaceae. Gene Ontology annotation, biological process: vesicle fusion with Golgi apparatus; intra-Golgi vesicle-mediated transport; intracellular protein transport. Gene Ontology annotation, cellular component: ER to Golgi transport vesicle membrane; late endosome membrane; Golgi apparatus. The coding region runs from base 1 to 675 and encodes 224 amino acids. Gene Ontology annotation, molecular function: SNARE binding; SNAP receptor activity. The transcript has 3 exons.
AUGUCCCUCGUCGACGCUGAUGCUGGCACGGAGCGUUUCAACGGCUACGAAGCCGACUUGAAGCUCGUGCAAGCUGAUCUGAACCAACAGAUAGAAGUUAUCAAGGAGUCCACCGGCGAGCCGAGAAAGGCGGCGAUCAGCAAGGCGGAGCGGGCGCUUGAAGAGGCAGAAGAGCUGAUCGGCCAGAUGCGCCUCGAGAAGUCGAACAUUCCCGCGAAUCUUAAAUCCAAAUUCAACGCCCGAUUCCGUAACUUUGAGCACGACUUGGACCAGGCCAAGCGAAAGGUCGAGUCCUAUUCCAGCGACCGCAGCAAGCUCUUUGGCGAUCGCUACACCGACAACCCCGACACGGAUGCCCAGCUCGAGCAGCGCCAGCAGUUGUUGUCGGGAACGGACAGGCUGCAGCGGUCGUCAGGAAGGCUUACUGCGGCACAGCGCAUGGCACUGGAGACCGAAGAGAUCGGCGCGGGCACGCUCAGCGAUCUGUCAAGGCAGAGAGAGCAGAUUGUCAACACAAGGGAACGGCUGUUGGAAAGCGAAGGCUACACAGACCGUAGUAUCAAGACUUUGAAGGGUAUGGCGAGGAGGAUGGCCACGAACCGAAUUAUUACCAUUGCAAUCAUCACUGUACUUGUUCUCCUUAUCAUUGCGGUUAUCUACAGCAAGUUCCGAUAA